CAGAGCGCCGAUCGCGAAGCCAUCGGGUCCGGUACCGAAGGGAACGGCGCACUUUUCUAAGCCGCUCUCAGCACCGAAGUUGUGCCGGUUGGUACGGAUCUGAAGCGCCUAAUGGAUUUAACUUAAAUUAAACAUCAAGUUGUCCCUCGUUAGUGCUUUGGCCGCUGGCUCCAUGCAGUAAGACAUCUGCGACCUCUCGAAGUUCUCUGACACAAUGACAACUCCAGAAGAGCGUGCCUUGGUCGACUGCUGGAAUGCAGAACAUCACUCCACUGAGAGGUGACUCCCAGAUCUUCUCAAACCUGAAUAUGUCUGGAUGCCACGAUGAAUCUGAACCACAGCACCACAGAAACCAGCAUAUUCUCAUCUAGAAGUUCCUCAACGAUGGGGCUUUACCAAGAGACUAUCAUCCCUCAGGGAGACCCAUGGCUGACGCAUCAGAACGUGGAUGAAAAUGACUCUUUCUACCAAGAGAAAGACAACCUGACAGGCUUGUACAAUGCAACUGUCAUGCCCACCAUCGCAUACGACCCUCUGGGGGGACACACUCUUUGGCAGGUCAUCCUAAUUGUCUUCUUCACUGGGCUCUUGUCUUUAGUGACCAUCAUUGGCAACAUCCUUGUACUGCUGUCAUUUAAGGUCAACAGGCAGCUGAAGACAGUAAAUAACUACUAUCUGCUCAGCCUUGCGUUCGCCGACCUCAUCAUCGGCGUGAUUUCGAUGAACCUCUACACCACUUAUCUCAUCAUGGAUCAGUGGGCAUUAGGCAACUGGGCAUGUGACUUGUGGCUUGCAAUUGACUACGUAGCCAGCAACGCCUCAGUCAUGAACUUGCUGGUGAUCAGCUUUGACAGGUACUUCUCUGUAACGCGACCGCUGACGUAUCGCGCCAAAAGAACAACCAAGAGGGCCGUGGCGAUGAUUGUCCUGGCCUGGUCCAUCUCGUUCGUGCUCUGGGCACCUGCCAUCUUAUUCUGGCAGUAUUUUGUCGGAGAGCGGACUGUCCCCCCUGGCAAGUGCUACAUCCAGUUCCUCUCCGAACCCAUCAUCACCUUCUGCACAGCCAUGGCAGCCUUCUACUUGCCGGUCACUAUCAUGACUGUGCUCUACUGGCGGAUCUACAAGGAGACAGAGAAUCGCUCCAAGGAGCUGGCGGGCCUGCGGGGCUCAGGCAACCAGGGUGAACAGACUAGCGUAGCCCAUCAGACGGGGAGCUCCAGAAGCUGCAGCAGCUAUGAGUUGAGCCGGCCGACCAAGAAGGGCUCGGUCAAGAGGAUUAUGGGACGCUUCCGCCUCUGGCCUGCACCAAAGCCCGGGAGUGAGGGGGAGCAGGAUCAAAGCAGCAGUGACAGCUGGAACAACAACGAUGCGGCAAUGUCCAUGGACCAGUCCGACUCGGAUGAGGAGGAGAUUCCCGAGAGCCGUGCCAUCUACUCCAUCGUUCUCAAUCUGCCCGGCAUGAAGGCAGCCAUGACCUCACAGCUCAUGUCACCAGAAGAGCUCCAGGUGUCUGAGAAAGUCCCUCCCAAGGUAAAGGCAGGGAGCAGGCAGGGUUCCCCGACCAAGGAUGGGGGCAACCAAGAAGACAAUGGCUACCACCAACGUUUCUCAAAACCACAAGCGCAAUCCGUGUCCUCAGCAGAAACGGCUAAAGCAGAGCCCGCAUCCCUUGCCGGCAAGUCCCCGGCGGUACCCCUCUCCUUCAAGGAUGCUGCCCUGGCCAAGCGGUUUGCCUCCAAAGCAAGGAUGCAGAUCUCCAAGCGCAAGAAGAUGUCCCUCGUCAAGGAGAAAAAGGCAGCGCAGACCUUGAGCGCCAUCUUGUUUGCCUUUAUCAUCACAUGGACGCCCUACAAUAUCAUGGUGCUAGUGAACACCUUCUGUAACGACUGCAUCCCCGAGGCACUGUGGGCAUUGGGCUACUGGCUCUGCUACGUCAAUAGCACAGUCAACCCCAUGUGCUACGCACUGUGCAAUAAGACCUUCCGGACCACGUUCAGGAUGAUCCUGCUCUGCCGGUGGGACAACAGAAGGCAGAACAAGCAGCAGUUUCAGCAGUGGCAGUCCGUCGCCUUGCGGAACAAGUUGCCGGGGAAUUCCUAAUGACGGCUCCCCGACAGUGCACCGGCAAGUAGGACUCUGUGAGACUUCCCUACAUCCGUUGUCGGGACACCACAGGAAGGGGGGAAAAAAAGCCUUCACUACAGUUGCUGAAUUCCUGUUUCUGUAGGAGGUCACGCUGGAGGGGAUCGAAAUGGAGCUUAUAUAUUUUUACAGCAAAAGGGCUUUGAGUUACAACGAUAUGGGAUUGUCAUUAUUUCACAGUAGAACGGUAACUUUUAUUUGCCCCAGUAUUGGUGUACUGCGGCACACAGCGUGUCAAAUUAACAGAAAUGUAACUAUUUAAAAAAAGAAACAGUAUUAUUAAGUAUUGUUAAGACAGGAUCCAGUUUUUGGAUACUACGUUUUAUUGUCUCCCAGUAUUACCCACAUGAACUGCGUGUGUCGGUGCGACACCUGAAGCCUGCAGCUUUAUGUUUUGCCAGUAUCAUUGUCGAUCCGUUUUUUGUAUUUGGAUUUUCUGUGAAGUGCUCAUCUUGCAGAUGCAGUGAUUGUGGUGGUCUCUCUUGUGACUCCCAGUAAGGCAACGUUGUGAACGCAGAGUUGAUGUAAAAGCUGCUUAAUUAUUCUGUAUGAGAUGUUAUUUACAUUCUAGGCAAGUUGAAAUACUCUGAUUGGUGUUUAUGUAAAUACAGUUUUACGUUUCUACUGUAUAAAUGAUAGUGGUACAUUAUUUGAGUAUGACUUGACGGACUUAUACUGAUUAUUAUCUGAUAAUUUGGCAAAAGUACAGAACAAAACAUUUUUAUUGCUUUUUCAAAAUUCUAACAAGAUAUGACUGUUGUACACUAUGUAUCUGUCACCAAAGCCUUCUAAAUAUCCUCCUCAUAAUCAUUUUUAUAUUACCAUAUUACAGUCAGACCUGAGGCCGAAAUAAUAAUCAGGACAACAGUGACCCCUUGUGGAGAAAUGUUUGUCUUCCUAAAUGUUUCACGUCAGCGCUACCUACGAGUAUGUGAGAACUGGAGGUCACCAACAUGCACACAGAAUCAGGAUGAGCAGGCACUUGUAAUGCUUGUUGCCAUGUUUCUACAAUGUCAAAAUACAUGAAAUCCUCUGUUUUUUGGACAAGUUUAGGUCAAUCCCAAUAAAAUCUGUUAACUAUUACGUAACGUAAUGCAAGACUUCUAUCCUGUUUCUGCUUAACAGUAUUUUAAAAGUUCCCCUAUUAUACUAAAGUACUUUAAACCAUCGACCACAUCUUUGCAUACAGGCUAUAAUUAUAUAUAUGGAUCUAUUUCAUUCCAAAGCUGCGAUUAACUCGGAUUAUGUGCUUGAUUGCACUCAUUUUCACAAAAUCCAGUUUGAGCUCCAGUAGCCUGAUUGGUAUCAUUUUCAUCGGUUUCCAGAAAGAGGAAAUUAGUACAGAGGAGCCGCAUCCCUAGGAAUUCUGCCGUUUCGUGCAUUUCGUAUAACACAACAGCCCUGUGUAAAGCAGUAAUACACUGCGUGCGAAUAUCAGGAUUCUCCCAGGGUCAGUACAGUCAGUACGGCAACAGUGUGUGGAUGGGAUUUAAGGACCUGGAUCAAAUCUCAGAAGCAGCUCAGUCCUGCUUCUGUAUCCUUAGGCAAAGGCACUCGACCUGAACGUGAUGCUUCAGUAGAAUAACAAGCAAAAUUAUCUCUUCAUCGAACAGAAGAAGAAUAAAGACUAAUUAACACAGCAGGAUGAUGUGGAGAGCAAAUUAAAAAGCAAACAUGAUUGUGUAAUACUAAUGCUUUGUUUUGUGAGGCCGGAACUCCUCUUAUCUGCUGUGUGGUGUAUACUUCCACCUCUGUUUUGGUAUAAACAUACAGUACCAGUCAAGCGUCUGGACACACCUACUGAGAAUCAUUUGUUUUUCAAGGAGAUAAUGACCCUAAGCCCACCUCGAGGUCAUGUGAUAUGUAUUAUCUUGUAAACAGGGAAAGGGACAUAGUGCUGGGACAGGUGACCUGGCCCCCACAAUCCCCCUGAUCUUAACCCUGUAGAGCUGGAUUUGGGUGAGUUGGAUCGAAGAGUAAGAGCAGGUAGCCAACUUGUACCCAGAACUCGUGGCUACAUCUGGUUCAAAGAAUGCCAAGGCUCUGCAGUGCUGCCAUCGAAGUAACAGGGAGCUAUUUCUUUUGGUCAUGGCAAUUUGUGUUACUCAAUUGCUGCACGGCUUUUUACCAGAAGGUGAAUAGCAGCCAAAAUAGGAGUAAGUGCAUUAAAAGCUGGUGGCCAGACUUUUGACUGGCACUGUAAGCGGAAUG
Brienomyrus brachyistius is the source of this 4353-nucleotide messenger RNA. Its product is annotated as muscarinic acetylcholine receptor M3-like. Bases 325 to 2100 code for a protein of 591 amino acids. The transcript has 3 exons. Gene Ontology annotation, biological process: regulation of vascular associated smooth muscle contraction; adenylate cyclase-inhibiting G protein-coupled acetylcholine receptor signaling pathway; positive regulation of smooth muscle contraction. Gene Ontology annotation, molecular function: G protein-coupled acetylcholine receptor activity; G protein-coupled serotonin receptor activity. Lineage: Eukaryota; Metazoa; Chordata; Actinopteri; Osteoglossiformes; Mormyridae. The record is from RefSeq and is a predicted model, not a curated record. Gene Ontology annotation, cellular component: plasma membrane; synapse; dendrite.